Capsella rubella is the source of this 2286-nucleotide messenger RNA. Its product is annotated as transcription factor MYC4. The coding region runs from base 111 to 1955 and encodes 614 amino acids. Gene Ontology annotation, molecular function: DNA-binding transcription factor activity; transcription cis-regulatory region binding; protein dimerization activity. The transcript has a single exon. NCBI's taxonomy places the organism in Eukaryota, Viridiplantae, Streptophyta, Magnoliopsida, Brassicales, Brassicaceae. Gene Ontology annotation, biological process: regulation of DNA-templated transcription. The record is from RefSeq and is a predicted model, not a curated record. Gene Ontology annotation, cellular component: nucleus.
UCAAACCAAACUCAAUACUAUUUGUAAAAGAACCAACUUUUUUUUCAUUUCUGUCUCUCACCGGAAAUAUAAAAAAAGUCUCUCUUUUAUAGACCUGUCGGAGAAGUACUAUGUCUCCGACGAGUGUUCAAAUAACUGAUUACCAUCUCAACCAAUCAACGAAUGGUACAACUAAUCUCUGGUCAAACGACGAAGAUGCGUCAGUGAUGGAGGCUUUCAUCGGCGGCUCUGAUCAAUCUUCUCUUUUUCCCCCUCCUUCUCCUCCUCUUCCACCUCCGGCGCAAUCUCAGUUCAACGAAGAUACUCUCCAACAACGGCUCCAAGCUUUAAUCGAAGGAGCAAAUGAGAGCUGGACUUACGCUGUGUUCUGGCAAUCAUCUUACGAUUUCGCCGGAGAAGACGACGGAGGAGGAGAAAGCAGAAACACGGCGGUGUUAGGUUGGGGAGAUGGUUAUUACAAAGGAGAAGAAGAGAACUCUAGGAAGAAGAAAUCGAACCCAGCUAGUGCAGCUGAGCAAGAGCAUCGUAGGAGAGUGAUUAGAGAGCUCAACGCUUUGAUAUCCGGAGGAGGAGGAGUAGUAAACAAUGGUGGCGGCUCUGAUGAAGCAGGAGAUGAAGAAGUUACAGAUACUGAAUGGUUCUUCUUGGUCUCGAUGACACAGAGCUUUGUCAGUGGUACUGGUUUGCCUGGUCAAGCUUUCUCGAAUUCGAACACGAUUUGGCUAUCUGGGUCUAAUGCGUUAGCUGGAUCGAGUUGUGAGAGAGCUCGUCAAGGUCAGAUUUAUGGGUUACAGACAAUGGUGUGUGUACCAUGUGAGAACGGCGUCGUUGAGCUUGGUUCCUCGGAGAUUAUACAUCAAAGCUCAGAUCUUGUUGAUAAAGUUGACACCUUUUUCAACUUUAACAACGGUGGUGGUGAAUCUGGUUCUUGGGCGUUUAAUCUGAAUCCAGACCAAGGAGAGAACGAUCCGGGUUUGUGGAUUGGUGAACCUGAUAGCGUCGGAGUUGAAUUGGGUCUUGUAGCUCCGGUGAUGAAUAAUACUGGUAAUAACUCAGCUUCUAAUUCUGAUUCUCAACCAAUUUCAAAGCUUUGCAAUGGAAGCUCUGUUGAAGACCCUAAACCUCAGGUUACGAAAUCUAGUGAAAUGGUGAGUUUCAAGAAUGGGACUGAUGAGAAUGGAUUCUCUGGUCAAAGCCGGUUUAUGGAAGAAGAUAGUAACAAGAAGAGAUCUCCUGUUUCGAAUAACGAUGAAGGAAUGCUUUCAUUCACCUCUGUUCUUCCACGGCCUGCUAAAUCCGGCGACUCAAAUCACUCUGAUCUUGAAGCUUCAGUGGUUAAAGAAGCGGAGAGUAACAGGACUGUGGUUGAACCGGAGAAGAAACCGAGGAAACGAGGGAGAAAACCGGCAAAUGGAAGAGAAGAGCCAUUGAAUCAUGUUGAGGCAGAGAGACAGAGAAGAGAGAAGUUGAAUCAGAGAUUCUACUCUUUAAGAGCUGUGGUUCCUAAUAUCUCUAAGAUGGAUAAAGCUUCUCUCUUAGGAGACGCCAUUUCUUAUAUCAAUGAGCUUAAGUCUAAGUUGCAAAAGGUUGAAUCUGAUAAAGAAGAGUUGCAAAAGCAGAUUGAGGGAAUGAGCAAAGAGGCAGCAAAUGAGAAAAGUUAUGUUAAAGAACGGAAAUGUGCGAAUCAAGAAUCAGGUGUGACAAUUGAGAUGGAGGUAGAUGUGAAGAUCAUUGGUUGGGAUGCCAUGAUACGAGUUCAAUGCAGUAAGAGGAAUCAUCCUGGUGCUAAGUUCAUGGAAGCACUCAAGGAACUGGAUUUGGAAGUGAAUCAUGCGAGUUUAUCUGUAGUGAAUGAUCUUAUGAUCCAACAAGCGACUGUGAAAAUGGGGAAAGAGUUUUUUACACAAGAUCAGCUCAAGGUUGCUUUAAUGGAGAAAGUCGGAGAAUGCCUAUGAGUUGCAUCAUUAGUACUAAUGAACCCGAGAACAAUACUGCAAAAACGAUUAAAAGUUGUAUUGUAGUGUGUAACUAUAUUAUGUAAGGGUGAUUUUGCAGCACCCACUUGUUGUUGUUGUUGGUUGCUUGUACGAUAGGGUUCUUAGUUAAGUAGUUUCAUGGUUAUUAGUAGCUAUGAUCAGUUUGGGUUUAUGGUUUCAGUAGAUAAAUGUGUUUGGCCAAUGGGUAAGUCUAUAUUUGUUGGUGUAUGUAUGUAAUUAUUAUGAUUUAUGAAUAAGUGUUUUCUUAGAAAUUAAACACAUGGGAUUGAAGUUGAAGGUUUAUUGUUUU